Talaromyces marneffei is the source of this 2514-nucleotide messenger RNA. RefSeq lists its product as uncharacterized. Lineage: Eukaryota; Fungi; Ascomycota; Eurotiomycetes; Eurotiales; Trichocomaceae. Bases 1 to 2514 code for a protein of 837 amino acids. Gene Ontology annotation, cellular component: nuclear replication fork; membrane coat. Gene Ontology annotation, molecular function: protein binding; structural molecule activity; chromatin binding. The record is from RefSeq and is a predicted model, not a curated record. The transcript is spliced from 8 exons. Gene Ontology annotation, biological process: intracellular protein transport; vesicle-mediated transport; mitotic cell cycle.
AUGCGGCCGAGGGGCAGGCCAGCACAUACCCCCGGAACAACUGUUCUAACAUAUACCCCCAACGGCCGACACGUAAUCACUGCAGGAUCGAAUUCCGCGAUUCGUAUUUACACCGUUGGCGACGAGGGCGAACCUAGGACGAUCGAUGAGGGCGUUGAGGCACAUUUCGGAAUUACUGCGACGAAUGAUUGCUUUAUCAUUGGCGCUGAAGAUGGAACGGUCUGGCGCUACGAUCUCGAGUCCGGCAAAAUGGACAAAUUGCUUGUACGAUGUGCGCUGCCUGUUCGCGAUCUUGCAAUUUCGAGUGAUGGGCAGUGGGUUGCUGUUGCUAGCGAUGAACUCACAGUCAAAGUCGUCAAUGUCGACGACAUGACAAACGUAAAAUACCUCCGCGAACAAACCAAGGGUUCAAAACACGUCUCCUUUGACCCCAGCGGCCGAUUCAUAGCCGUUUCUUGCACGGAUGGAGUUUUGUACAUUUACUCGAUCGCCUCCGAAGAACCGGAAUUGGUCAAGAAAAUCGACGGUGCUAUUCGACGCCUGGAACCGGAGGACGAGGCUACAUCAAGAGUUGUAUGGCAUCCAGAUGGAACAGCGUUCGCUACUGCACAGGCGACACGGGAAGUUGCUAUUUUUUCGACCUCAGACUGGAGUCCACAGAAAUCAUUCACCAGCUCACACAACGGCGAUAUCACGGCUCUUGGGUGGUCGCCUAAUGGCGCUUUGCUCGCUACGGCGGGUGUAGAUGGCAAGAUUUUGCUUUGGGAGACGAGUACACAGAACAUUUUGAAACGGUAUGAUUUCGGAAACGUGAUCAAUCUUUCAUGGCACCCUUCGAUCAACCUGUUAUGUUUCACUACUUCCGAUGGCGAGCUUUACAUCUACGAGAAUUUCGUGGGUACAGAGUACCAGUCCAUUCUCGAAAAACGACUCGAGUCCUUCUCUGUCCGGUCCGGCCCGCUAGGAGAGACAUCUGGAAAUGCUCGGAAGCAGAUACCCAGCAGAUCCAAGGUUGAUGGCGGAAAUAGGCCUACAAGAGCCGGCUCACCUGACUCUUUGGAUGAUAUUUUGGGUAUGGAUGAAGACGAGAAUUUCGUGGAAGACGAUGAUGGUGCUGGGUAUGCGGAAGAAGUCAACGGUCAUGGUAAACGCACAAAUGGGCAUCUGGAUGGCCUCGACGGUCCAGAUGCGAAACGUUUGGCAUCGUAUUGGGAACCGACUGUACAUGAGGUGUUCCAGCCAGGAAGUACACCUUGGAGGGGCAAUCGGCGCUACUUAUGUCUAAAUCUGACUGGAGUUGUAUGGACAGUCGACCAGGAGUCGCACCACACAGUCACAGUGGAGUUUUAUGACAGCGAAAUGCACCGAAAUUUCCAUUUUACGGAUCCUUAUCGGUAUGACAAGGCUUGUCUAAACGAGAAUGGGGCGCUGUUCACAUCGUCGUCUCCCCCAGAUGACGGUCCAGCAAUGAUAUACUACCGCCCUCACGAAACAUGGACAACGCGAGGAGAUUGGCGAACCCAGCUGCCUCCGGGUGAAACAGUAAAAGCCAUCGCCCUGAGCGAGUCCUACAUAGUGGUGUUGACGUCGGCCAACUACGUUCGCAUCUAUACAUUGUAUGGAACGCCGUUCCGCGUUUACAGACAAAAGAGUCUGGCCAUCACCUGUGCAGCAUGGCGAGACUAUGUCAUGACCAUCGGCAAUGGACCUGUCGGACCUAACGGAUGUGCCGCGUUGACAUAUUCCAUUGAAAACGUCAAACGAGACGAGAUUUGUCAGAACGAGGAUAUCGUGGCAAUAACGGAGGGAGAACAGUUGAAGAAUGUUUUCUUCUCUGAUAAUGGGGAUCCCUGCAUUUACGACUCAGAAGGCGUUUUAUUAAUCCUCCAACACUGGCGAACACCAGGCCAAGCCCGAUGGGUCCCUCUUCUCGACACAAAGCUCCUCGACCGCUUAUCCAAAGGCCGUAAAGAGGAGACCUACUGGCCUGUUGCCGUUGCACAAAACAAAUUCCACUGCAUCAUUCUCAAGGGAGGCGAGACUCACCCGUACUUCCCGCGGCCCUUGCUCAGCGAGUUCGACUUCAAAAUCCCGGUUUCCACAAAACCGUCGAAAUCAGACGAAGACGACGACGAAGAGUCGGGCACGAUCCGCAACGACGCCGCCCGGUUUGAAGAAGCAUUCGUUCGUGAGAAUCUGUUCUAUAGUCUCUUCCAAGACCUUAUUUCCACCACCAACGCGACACGCAACCAGCGUGCUGAACUCGCUAGAAGAGAAGUCGAAAUCGACAAGAUCCUACUUCAAAUGCUGGCCGUUGAGUGCCGAGAAGGCGAAGAGCGCGGUAUGAAAGCCCUCGAAUUAGUGGGCAUGCUGCAAGAUCGUAGUGGAAAGAUGAUCGAGGCGGCAGUGAAGAUUGCGCAUAGAUUUAACCGGUCGAUUUUGGAGGAUAAGAUUCGGGAUCUGGGGGAGAGGAGGCUUAUGGGGAUGGAGGAGGACGAUGAUGAGCUUGCUUGA